Anisakis simplex (herring worm) is the source of this 279-nucleotide messenger RNA. The record is from the annotation of a GenBank genome assembly. NCBI's taxonomy places the organism in Eukaryota, Metazoa, Nematoda, Chromadorea, Rhabditida, Anisakidae.
CGUGAAUCGUCAGUGAUUAAGCUGUUGAGCGAUUUCAAAAAUCCGAGAUUGGUACCUAAAUUGGAACAUUUGGACCCAGAGACGAUAACUGGGUGCAUCAAACGAUUUCUGAAUGAACUUCGAGAUUCGGUCAUUCCGAGUUCAUCAUGGGAGGAGUUCGUGCGUGCAGCUGAAACAGAUGACAUUGAGUCGUUGAAUCACUCAAUCAUGGAUCUUUCGUAUCCGAAUCGCGACACACUCGCCUAUCUUUGUGCUCAUCUCCAAAAGGUAUUUUCUUAA